AUGGAGCAUAGGGUUAUGCUUGUGAAACCUAUAACGAUUAUUGAGAUUGAAAAAGCUCUUAAAAGCAUUGGUGAUUUGAAAGCCCCCGGGAUUGAUGGGUUUGGAGUAAAAAAAUUUAAAGCCUCAUGGAACUUGGUGAAGGAUGAUGUGAUAAAAGUGGUGAUGGAUUUAUUUGAAAAGGGUGUGAAGGAGAAGAAAUUCAACAGUACUUUGGUGACUUUAAUACCUAAGCAUGAGCAUGCCAAGUCUAUUAAAGAAUACAAGACGAUCUCUUGUUGUACUACUAUGUACAAAAUCAUAUAA
This is a messenger RNA of Lathyrus sativus (Indian pea), 303 nucleotides long. Lineage: Eukaryota; Viridiplantae; Streptophyta; Magnoliopsida; Fabales; Fabaceae. The record is from the annotation of a GenBank genome assembly.